Messenger RNA from Limulus polyphemus (Atlantic horseshoe crab), 1544 nucleotides. RefSeq lists its product as uncharacterized. NCBI's taxonomy places the organism in Eukaryota, Metazoa, Arthropoda, Merostomata, Xiphosura, Limulidae. The transcript is spliced from 5 exons. Gene Ontology annotation, biological process: lipid metabolic process. The coding region runs from base 167 to 970 and encodes 267 amino acids. Gene Ontology annotation, cellular component: membrane. Gene Ontology annotation, molecular function: oxidoreductase activity, acting on the CH-CH group of donors. The record is from RefSeq and is a predicted model, not a curated record.
UUUCGUACUACUACUUGUAGCAGUGAAGUCGAAGUAAUACAAUAGGAAUGUGAAUUAUUUAAUAUUACAUUACUUGACGAAUAUAUCAAGUCAUAAAUCCAAUUAAUUGAGAUUUAUAAUAUUCUUCUGUAUUUUUAAAGAGGAGGUAUAAUUUUAGAGUGUAGUAAUGAUGGGCUAUCAUAGUAGUACUCGUAAUACUAGUGUAGGCCUACUGCUGUUGAACUGUGCCCUCAUUGAUUUUGGGCUUCAAUGGAUCGUGUGUAUCUGUUCGAUACUUUUGAAAACUGAAAAAUUUUAUGACCUAACUGGUUCUACAACCUUUAUAUUAUUAGCCUAUCUCUGUUACCAAUGGGGCAGUACAUACAGCUUACGUCAGAAAGUUCAAACUGCAAUGGUAAUGACAUGGGGGUUAAGAUUGGGGCUGUAUCUUUUUACCCGAAUUAUGAAAGAAGGUAAAGAUCGACGUUUUGACAAAGCUCGAGAGAAACCAGCUCUUAUGUUCCUUUUCUGGACAAUGCAAGGAGUUUGGGUUUUCAUUACACUUCUUCCAACAUUUAUACUGAAUUUUAGUGAAAAAGACCGCCCAAUAAGUAAUCGAGACUACGUUGGUUGGAGUCUCUGGAUUUUAGGAUUUUUUACAGAAGUGCUUGCUGAUUACCAAAAAGCUCAGUUUCGGAAUAACCCAAGUAACAAGGGUAGGUUCAUUAAUAUAGGAUUGUGGAGAUUUUCACGUCACCCAAAUUAUCUUGGAGAGAUCAUGUUAUGGUUUGGCUUGUAUAUCUCUGCCAGUUCUGUGAUGAAAGGUUACCAGUUCCUGACAGUCUUGUGCCCUAUAUUUGACAUGUUCUUGAUAACACGAGUUAGUGGAAUCCCACUUCUGGAGCAAUAUGGAAUGAAAAUAUGGGGUCAUGAUCCAUCUUAUCAAGAUUAUGUUCGUCAUACAGCUAUCUUAAUACCAUUUAUAUGGUGAUGUGAUGAUGCAUUAAGAUGACAUUGCAGGAAACGGCAGUGCUUGCAAUUUGUUUUGGUGUAUUGUACAUCAGUGGUUCCUAACUGCCAGUCCAAAGGAAGUGAAUUGUUUUACAAUGCAAUACGAAACUACUUUAACUAGUUAAUAUUGUAUGGUACGUGAAAGUUUGGUGUCAGGACUAGCUGGUCCUCUGUUGGAAUAAAGGUUGGGAACCACUGCUGUAUGUCAUACUUGUUCAUUUAUGGUUAUAAAAAUUGUUUCUUCAAUUCUGAUUAAAUGCUAGUAUUGCAUUAGUUGUAAAAAUUUACCAAAAAAUUAUAUUUUUUAAUCAUAUAAUUGAAUUUUUAAUUAAAAAUAUUGUAAUGCUCCUGGAUUAUUAACUUGUGUAAUUUGAUACUGAAUUAAUUAAAUGAUGUAAUGCUCAGACUAGUUUCAGAUGUUUGACAUAGUCUAUAGUUUUUGUUAAAAAUGUUGUAGUUACAGGUGUUUAUAACUAGCAGUAUGUUGUUGUGCAUUUUAUCAACAGCAUAUUAUAAAGAAGUAAAUUUUUUUGUACAAACCAUUCAUAUGUGUG